Molecule: messenger RNA, 701 nt
Organism: Dothidotthia symphoricarpi CBS 119687
Lineage: Eukaryota; Fungi; Ascomycota; Dothideomycetes; Pleosporales; Dothidotthiaceae
Exons: 1
Coding region: 178-630 (150 amino acids)
Source: RefSeq, a predicted model, not a curated record
CUCUGAUCUCGAGAUUGCACGACUAGGCGUCAUUUCUCGAAAUUGCAUACAUGCUUUUCAUGAGGUCUUUGGGAUGCAACAAAACAAUCGCUUGUCAAACUCCUCAGAAACUCCUAAAACCCUCGAUAUAAAAGACACGACAUUUUGUCAUGUCUCAAGCCUGUCAACACUGAUGACAUGAAACACCAUUACCUACACACACCGACAAAUUUCCGGAUCUACAGAUCAUGCUUGCUGGUUCUUCUUCCUCCAGAUAAUAUUCUCCUAGUUCUCUAUAUACAAAACGCACAAACUCGAAAUACAUGUUUACUAUCACUGCUCUACGGUUCAUCGGCGUUUUCUAAAAGAUUGGUCUCACCUGUGUCAUGCUCUGGCGCCUCCUCCCGCCUCUCAAAAGCUCCCUUCUACUUCAAAAUACUUCUACAUCUCCCUCCUGAAAGAUCAGAAUCCAAGAUCAAUGUUCCAGGACGUCUUCCUUUGUGUCAAGAAAAGUCCUACCUAAUAAACUCGCAUAAUCAAACUGAUCCCAUGGGACCAAUAUGGCUUCUGGGCCCUCUAAAUGUCAUUACAAGCAAGCCAAUGCGCUUCCUCGCCUCUCCGGUUCCCAAUAAAAAAUCAGGAGGACAAUAACCAUGACUAGCUCGAGCAUAAAAUGGAUCAAUGUGUUUUGGACCCUCAUAUAUCGAAAUGUGCUUAUCCUU